Molecule: messenger RNA, 3839 nt
Organism: Aureobasidium musti
Lineage: Eukaryota; Fungi; Ascomycota; Dothideomycetes; Dothideales; Saccotheciaceae
Source: the annotation of a GenBank genome assembly
CCAUGUCCGCCACCGUCGACGUCGAGGCUAUGAGCCCUCAAGAUAGAGCUCGUUACGAGAGGAAACGCGAGCAUGAGUUUUACAGCUACUACGAACCGCUACGGAUACUCGCUGGACCCGACAUCAGAUGGACCGAUCCCAACUCUUCCGAUUCUAUAGAAGAACAUGAUCCGACCUCAUCCACAGACAAAGCGUUGACUGCGUUCUGUCAACUUGCUGCCCUUCGUCUAAAGGCCAGACGGGCUAUGAUCUUCUGUUUUGACAGUCAGCAUGCAUAUGUCCUCGGCGAAGCUACGCAAACCCUAUCAUUCGAAGACGACAACAUACACGACAACGGAGACAAUCUCUGGCUGGGCAUGACUAAGCUUCCACGCGGCUUCACUGUCUGUGAACACACGGUCAUGCUACCGACGAAUUAUGGCAGUAACGCCAACGACGAAAAUGCGUCGAAGAUACACAUUGUCAACGACCUUCGCGAGGAUUCGAGAUUCUGCAACCAACCAUAUGUUGCAGGAGGGAUCAAGGCUCGCUUUUAUGCUGGUGUGCCCAUCACCACUGCCAAAGGUUUCAAUAUUGGUGCUUUUCCGAUGCUANACAGUGAUCGUGUUAGCAUAUUGGAUGACCAUCCUCGAGAUGGGCUUGAAAACAAAGAUAUCCGAUUUGUCCAAGAAAUAGGCUCUUUGGUAAUGGAACAUCUAGAGAUGCUGAAGGCACGCGCAGAACAGCGUAGAGGCACCUUGAUGGUCAAAGCUCUAAACUCAUUCAUGGAGAACGAACCAGGUGCUCGUGAAGAGCCAACCAAAUCACCUCCUCCUGCAACUACGAAGACACUAGAGGCCAUCGCUCAAGCUACUGAGAUAGCUAACGCGGAGGGUACGGAGUCUUCCGAACACGUUAUUGAACAGUUAACUCUACAACACAAACUGGAGGAUGAGAAUGCCUUAAUGACGACAGGUCGAACAUUGAACUCGAUCGUUGCGGACACCACCAGCAAUAAAACGCCGAUGACUCCUGAGAUGGUGCGACCUUCGCUGCCACGCAGGGACAGCACAAAAUCUAAUACGGGCCUGGUUACUAAGAAGGAGGAAGAUCCACUCAAAACCCGAGAUCAGACUGCGAGUAAUGCGAUGCAGUCUGCUGCAGAUUACAUCCGGACAGCAGUCGGUGCAGACGGCGUUCUAUUCCUGGAUGCUUCGAUGUCAAACUUCGGAGAACUGGCAGAUGAAGAGGCCAUGGACAACACAAAACCAGGGCGCGAGCCUGAGCUUUUCACCAGCGACACAGAAGGAGCCGGCAGUGCUACGGAUACAGUUGACAGGCCCAAUAAUCAGGAAGAUGUUUCCAAGCCUUGUUCCGUCUUUGGAGCAUCUUACGGACUGGUACCAGCCAACUUCACACCGCCGCAUGCUGAGAUCCCAAAGAAGCUAUUGCAAUCUUUGUUAAGAUGUCACAAGCACGGCAAAGUCUUCUUGUACGGCGCUGAAGGCGAUUACACUUCGGACACGCAUACAUCGGACGGCUCGNGGCUUUUUGAUAUCCAAUCUACGUCUCUGACAUCCACCGGUGGCCGUGGCGUGAAGGAUUCCUCAUUCCAGAGACGCAAGCGAUCGACAAGGUCCGCACUUGGUAAGAAGCUAGGAGCUCUGUUCCCACAAGCAAGAAGUCUGAUGCUACUCGGCCUCUGGAACAUGUCUCGAGAUCGAUGGGACGCUGGUUGUAUCGUAUACUCAAACUCUCCAAUUCGAGUCUUUUCUCUCGAGUCUGAGAUGUGUUACCUCAAGGCGUUCUGCGAUGUCAUCACUGCUAAGAUUGGACGACUGGAUAUGGAAAUGUCACACAAGGUCAAGUCAGACUUCAUGUCAUCGAUCAGUCAUGAGCUGCGCAGCCCACUGCAUGGUAUCCUUGGAACCGCUGAGUUCGUCCAUGAUCAGAUUCAUGACGAUGAAACUUCGGAGAUGAUCUCGCAGAUUCAAGUCUGUGGCCAAACAUUACUCGAUGUAGUAGACCAUCUACUUGACUUCUCAAAGGUCAACUCUGUCUCCAAGCACAACAGAAAACAAUUACAGUCUGGCAUCGAUCAAAGAAAUCGCAACCGCUCAAGCGGUUUGGGCAGGACUGAAACGCUUGGAGGCAUGGUCGUUGAGAAAACAAACGUGUUACUCGACGAAUUGACAGAAGAAGUGAUUGACACAGCAGUCUACUCAUUCUGCUGUUCGAAAGAUAGCCAAACACUCGAUCAGCGGAAGGUCACGGUCGUCACUGAUAUCGACCCCAGCGCUUUGUCUUUGAACUGCGUCAUUGCAGUUGGGGCCUGGAAGAGAUUGUGCAUCAAUCUUAUCAAUAAUGCGCUGAAAUACACCGAGCGAGGUUAUAUUGUUGCCUCACUCAAGCUGAUGCCUCCAAACGACAGGCAAAAGCGCUCUCGAGUGCGACUGACAAUCACGGAUAGUGGCAAAGGUAUCUCCAAGGAGUUCAUGACUAGUCAACUGUUCCGUGCAUUUGCUCAGGAAGAUGAUCUUUCGGAGGGUACAGGUUUGGGCAUGAGCAUGGUUGCUAAGAUUGUGAAGAACCUUGGAGGACAUAUUGACGUACAAAGCAAANAGGAUGUUGGCACAACAGUCUCCGUUACCAUGCCGCUAGACGUCAAAGGGAGUGGAGAUGCCCAGCGCAUCCACAACCGUACCUUGUCAUCUGGACCAACUAUGAUUUCGAUGCACUGUCUGGGCUUUGCACCGACCGAGCCACAUCGGGAGAAAACCAUCAUGGCUGGUCGCGACUUCCAAAUUGAGACACUUCGCAAAUCGUGUCGACAGCUCAACGUCAUGGUCUCUCCCUCAAGCUGGUCAGCUCCCAACGGGUUCGAUUUAGCAAUGGUCACCGAAGAAGAUGUACCAGAACUUUUAAGGCUCUUGCAGCCCACUCUGGUAAGGACACCUCACGCUGGCCCCGACACGAUACGUGCCAUUCGGACAAAACCUCUUCUGGUCAUCUGCAGGAACUGUCGUUCAAGACGUGUGAUGAAGGAGUCUGCGCUCAAUCAGCUGGUUCACGGUCAUGUUGAAUACAUUUCACAGCCAUGUGGUCCACGGAAGCUCGCGGCCGCCAUUAGGAGGUGUCUUAGUGACACACCUAACUCUGACUCUUGGUCAGAAAACACACCCACACCUCAGGGCAACUCAUUACAAAAGCCUUUUGAUCCUGGCUUCCCUUUCCCAGCGAGACGACUAUCGGAAGAUUCCAACAUGCAAACGCCGAGGCCGCCAUUACCAGAGUCUUUCAGGCAGGGGAGCCAAGACAAUAAACCUUCAUCACUCCCUAAAGACUCGCCUUUGGAUGGUUUCGAGCAAACAACAACUGUCACCGCCACGACGAACACCACGCCGCUGAAGAAGUCAAAACCAGCCGCGGAGAUUGAUCCCACAAAGCCGACACUACUGCUUGUCGAUGACAACGUGAUAAACCUUCGCUUGAUUACCGCGUACGCCAAAAAGCACGGCCACCCCAAACUCACCGCGACGAACGGCCUCGAAGCCUUUGAAGCAUACAAAGCCGCCGCUCUCGGCAAUACCAACCCGACCACCCCAAAACCCGAAGUCGUGCUCAUGGACAUUUCCAUGCCCGUCAUGGACGGCUUUGAAGCCACACGCCAGAUUCGAGCAUUCGAGCGCAGUAACGAUAUCACGCCAGCGACUAUUAUCGCACUUACGGGCCUGGGGUCUGCGGAAGCACAAGAAGAGGCAUUUGUCUCUGGGAUUGAUUUGUUCUUGACCAAACCCAUCAAGUUGGAUAAACUUACAAAGAGUUUGAAUGAGAUUAGGGAGGGGAAUGUACAGCAUACG